GAAGUCUCUCUCUCUCUCUCUCUCUCUCUCUCUCUCUCUCUCACACGAAGCUGAAGAGAACCGAGUCAGAGAAAAGUUGAGUUUGUGCUGGAAAAUGGUUUUCUCUGCUUUUCUCUUUUCCCUGUGGAUGCUUUCAGGCUCCGCGGCUGAACUUCAGCUCCAGAUUGAGUGCACGGUGAUGAAUCUGGAGUAUCUGAACUGCACAUGGGAUGGAGACAGAACCCUGGUGGAGAACAUCACCUUUAAAAGCAGUUAUGGACAACCAGAUGCUCCUUCAGAAUGUUCCUCUUAUCAGUAUGCUGGAGCAGUUCGUGUUGGCUGUGUGGUUCCAUAUGAUGAAUUGAAGAUUCAGAGAUUCUCGAAAUUUUAUGCCUGGAUAUACAGAAACAACAUCGUCAUCGCAAAACAAGAAUACAAGACACUGUUAAACAGGGUGAAAUUGGACGCUCCGUAUAACGUGUCGGUGUUCUUGAGAGAUCCAGAGCUGUGGAUUUACUGGAACAUUACCAAUCACGCUAAACUAUCAUGUCAGGAGCGUGAAGUUCGCUACAGGGUCAACAGCAACAAGUGGAUUACGAACAGCAAUUGUGUGGAGAACGCCUUUAAUGUGCCGUUUCCAAACGCUCAGCGUCAGUACGAGUUCCAGAUGAGAGUGCGCAUAUCCUCCACCUGUGGACAGUCUGAAAUGUGGAGUGAAUGGAGUGAGCCGGUGUUCUGGGGACCCAUGAAGGAGAUUAAUGAUACAGAGACGAGACAGCAGACACCUGCGGGGCUGAUGGUCCUCUGCACAGUUGGAGCUGCAGUCGUCCUCAUCAUGCUCACCUGUUUGCUCAUCCACAGCGAGAGACUCAGAGUGAUCCUGGUUCCUGUUGUACCAAGUCCGAAAAAUCUCAAAGAUCUUAUUGACAACUGCGAUGGAAAUGUCGAGGACUGGCUGCACAUCUCCAAAGAGCUGCAGGACGGAUUUAAGCCCAACUUUAGCGAGCGACCCUGCGCAGUGCGAGAGUUCAGGACAGAGGCUCACAGCGAGUCCGAGAGUGACGACUGUCUCUCGGUGCACACGUCCGUCUCGUCUGAUUAACAGUCCAUACAGAGCUACUCGUCCACCUGCAUCAACCCCCCCAGUGUUGAAACCACACCUCUCAAUGGCCUGUAAAACCACAACACCCAGGAGAACAACGUGGAGUUUAAAUGUGGUUUACACAAAUCUAAAUCUGGAUUACAAUCUGACUUUGAACAACCAAUUAAAAAUGAUAAAAACUGGACUAUCAAAGUCAGCAGCUAGAACCAAAACGUUUUAGCAGAAAAUGUUUCACAGCUUCAAAGUAAAGGUUAAGGGCUGAGCAUAGAUUUAUUUUACAUACACACACACACACACACACACACACACACACACACACACACACAUACACGCAAAGUCCAAAAGUCUGAGAGCACUAGUGACAAUCUGGGAUUUAUUUAUUUAUUUAAAAUUGGAAAUAAACAGAAGGUUUUAGAAUUUUGAAAUAUUUCAAAUGAAGAAAGUAAAUGUUCAAUCUGUUGAAUUUGAUAUUGAAGAUUCUCCACUAUUUCUAGGUCCCUAAUUAAAACUAAGAAAAUGGGUGAUAGUCCGUGUUAUUUGCUUUGUACGAAAGGUCAGAUUUUCCUCAUGUCUAAUCGUUUCUACUGAAAUCUGUGAUCAGACGACACUCCGAUGGAUCUGAUCUAAAAUGAAUCCUAAGAUUUUACACAGACUUGUGGAGUCCAUGCAGCUUGAGUUCACACGGUCAUGAAAGCAUGAAACGGGUGAAGCGAAUGUUAAGAAACUCUGAAACCUGUAAAUAUUUCAAAGAUUUUACUUUUCUCUCAAGUUGUUGCUGAUGAGAUCAUCUGUAAUUAAAACUGUUUUGUUCAAUUAGAAAAUAAUGCAAAAGAGAAGCGUUCAGCUGGGAUAGGCUCCAGCUUGCCUGCGACCCUGUAGAACAGGAUAAAACGGCUACAGAUAAUGAGAUAAGAAGCAUGUUCACUCAUGCCCUCAGACUUUUGGACCCCACUCGAUGUAUAUUUUCUCUCUCUCUCUCUCUCUCUCAUAUAUACACACACAUAUGAUGAUUUGUAGUCAGAGUGAUGUUGUAUAUAUGUGAAUAUGUGCACAUGAAAAUAUAUAAUUACAUUUGACUCUUUACCCCUUAAAGCAGUUGCUACAGCCACCCUUGUAUAUGUAUAUACUGUUCACCCUGAGAACGUAUUUACAAGAAAAAAAGUCUAAAGACGAGGUUUUGACAAGGUUUUAGACGAGGCAUCAUAUGUCGUCAUUAUGGGAUAUACCCGGGGUCGUCAUUAAGGGGUAAAGAGUUAAGGCUAUUCUGCUGUGUAACACGUCAUUGUGAAUGAUGCUGCUGUCUGUGUGGAGCUGCUGCUAACAGAAAUGCAAUGAGACGAAAUGCACCGUGCGUGCAUGCGUGCGUUUGAGAGGACUAUAUUUUUCAAACGUAUAUAUACCUUUAUUAUUAUAAUGCAGAAUAAUGUUAUCUGAGGCAUGAAAGUGAAAAAAGCAAAAUUUUUUUCCCUCAUAAUAUUUUUGUAUACUAUGCGUUAUUUACACAAUUCUAAUAAAUAAAAAAAAAACCUUU
Molecule: messenger RNA, 2612 nt
Organism: Neoarius graeffei (lesser salmon catfish)
Lineage: Eukaryota; Metazoa; Chordata; Actinopteri; Siluriformes; Ariidae
Gene: il2rga
Product: interleukin 2 receptor, gamma a
Exons: 8
Coding region: 95-1081 (328 amino acids)
Biological process (GO): cytokine-mediated signaling pathway
Cellular component (GO): external side of plasma membrane
Molecular function (GO): cytokine receptor activity; protein binding
Source: RefSeq, a predicted model, not a curated record